Brassica napus (rape) is the source of this 1367-nucleotide messenger RNA. Its product is annotated as purple acid phosphatase 17-like. The record is from RefSeq and is marked provisional. Gene Ontology annotation, molecular function: acid phosphatase activity; ferrous iron binding; ferric iron binding. NCBI's taxonomy places the organism in Eukaryota, Viridiplantae, Streptophyta, Magnoliopsida, Brassicales, Brassicaceae.
AUCAUCAUCCUUCACACCUUAACCAUCCAACAUAUUCAUCCUCUCUAUUUCUCAGUAUAUACAUUCAUAGAGAAAGAGAUAUACAGAUUCUCUUCCUCCAAGCCACUCAAAGCCUUAAAUAUCAUAUUCUAUCAUAUAUAUAUAUAUAUAUAUUUGUGUGAGCCUUACGUAUGGAUUCUCGUACAACGUUAAUAUCCGCUACGGCGGCAAGCCUUUGUUUUCUAUUAUGUAUCUGCAUGACGAACGGUGAGCUUCAAAGAUUCAUUGAGCCGGCGAAGAGCGACGGUUCCGUUAGCUUUAUAACCAUCGGUGAUUGGGGUCGCCGUGGCGACUACAAUCAGUCUGUUGUGGCCUACCAGAUGGGAAGGGUUGGAGAAAAGAUAGGUUUAGAUUUCGUGGUGUCCACGGGAGAUAACUUCUACGACAAUGGAUUGUAUAGUGAACACGAUCCUAACUUCAAAGAGUCUUUCUCUAACAUCUACACUGCUCCAAGUCUCCAGAAACAGUGGUACAGUGUCUUGGGGAACCAUGACUACAGAGGCGACGCAGAAGCUCAGCUAAGCUCUGUUCUCAGGGAAAUCGACAGCCGCUGGACCUGUCUCCGUUCCUUCAUCGUCGACGCAGAGUUGGUUGAGAUCUUCUUCGUUGACACGACUCCUUUCGUUAAAGAAUACUACACAGAAGAAGAUGGUCACACGUACGACUGGCGUGCGGUCCCGUCCCGGAACUCUUAUGUUAAGUAUCUCCUCCGUGAUGUCGAAGCUUCUUUGAAGAGAUCUAAAGCCACGUGGAAGAUUGUGGUUGGACACCACGCGAUGAGAAGCAUUGGUCACCAUGGAAACACUGUUGAGCUAGUUGAAGAGCUUUUGCCGAUUAUGAAGGAGAACGGUGUUGAUCUCUAUAUGAAUGGACACGACCACUGUCUUGAACAUAUUAGUGAUGAAGACAGUCCUAUUCAGUUUUUGACGAGCGGUGCUGGUUCCAAGGCUUGGAGAGGAGAUGUUGACCCGACCACCAACAAUCCUAAGUCUGUGAGAUUUUAUUACGAUGGUCAAGGGUUCAUGUCUGCUAGAUUCACUCACUCAGAUGCAGAGAUUGUCUUCUACAAUGUCUUUGGUGAGGUUUUGCACAAAUGGGUUACUUCUAAGGAGCUUCUUCAUUCCUCUGUUUGAUCAGAAGUCUAAAUAAAUUUUUGUUUCCUUGUAAUUUUUGUAACAUAUCUUUCAAGUCCUAUUGCAGGCUAGGUAGGCUUCCUGCUUAGUUUAGCAUCAAUUUAGCUAUAGCUUAUCCCAAUAAAAAUAUUAUCUUAAUGUAAUGUAAUGAUUUGCCUAAUGAUUAUCUUCUUAAUGUUAUAGUCAAAUGCAUUA